Messenger RNA from Xiphias gladius (swordfish), 3239 nucleotides. RefSeq names its product zinc finger protein 296 (gene znf296). Gene Ontology annotation, cellular component: nucleus. The record is from RefSeq and is a predicted model, not a curated record. The transcript has 3 exons. Gene Ontology annotation, biological process: positive regulation of transcription by RNA polymerase II. The coding region runs from base 187 to 2400 and encodes 737 amino acids. Gene Ontology annotation, molecular function: RNA polymerase II cis-regulatory region sequence-specific DNA binding; DNA-binding transcription factor activity. Lineage: Eukaryota; Metazoa; Chordata; Actinopteri; Istiophoriformes; Xiphiidae.
CUUGAACGUUGCCUUCACCGUUCAGCGCGAGUCCAGGCAGAGGCCAGUCAGUCUUAUCAGUCUGUCCCCGCCGCUCGCGUUUUGGCCGACUUACCGGAGAAGGAGCCGCGGGACGGGUUUUGGUUUUUUAGGAGCGUUUUGCCGUUCGAGACCUAGAAAGGUGCCAAACGCGGAACGCUCGACGCGAUGUCCAGGCGCAAACUUGGCAGCAGACCGCAGCACCUGAGUGCAUUUCAAGAUGCCGCUGACAUGGCGAAUAGCACCGGCUCAUCCGACGACCCGACUCCUCCUCAUCCUCCACAGGUCCGAGCUCCUGACGGGGGUCGUGACCUGCUGACCUGCGGCCAGUGCAGCCAGGCCUUCCCCCUAGCCCAGAUCCUGGCGUUCAUCCAGCACAAACAGGGCGGCUGCCGCUCACGGAGCCAAGCCACAAACACCAGCGCCACGCCCCCCUCACCUGCCAACCGAGCACAACAGCGCAUCGCAAACGCCGAGCUGGGGCCGGGCUUCAUCGAGCUGAGGAGAGGGGCGGCCAGGGACAGAGUCUGGAGGGAGGAGCCUGGUGUGAAGGUGAAGGCGGAGCCCAGCAAAGCAGUGCCAGAGGAGCCGUCCUAUUUCACCUGCCAGCAGUGUGAAGGUGUGUUUCCAUCUGCAUGGGCGCUCUUACAGCACGCGCAGCACACACACUCCUUCAGCAUCUAUCAAGAGGACCUGGAGGGUGACACAGACAUGAGAGGAGUAGGAGGAGGAGGUCAUAAAGAGCACAAACCUGCUGCAGCCACUCUGGACCCUCGCCACCUGAGCCAAACUCUUGCCUCAGCCUUUCAACCAUCGGUCCUGCGCCUCAGUCGCUCUCGUCAGACACACACCAACUCCACGUCCUCCUCCAGUAACCUGCAGGCUCUGAACUUUUCGGUGCGGCUCAGGGAGCUCGCUGAGGGGAAUAAUAUCACCACCGGCAGCUCCCCCGGAGGCCUGGUGUUGUCUCCGUCCUCUUCUCCACCAGAAGCUUCUCCCUAUCCUCAGGCUGGCGCCCUUCAGGCCGACUUCCACUGUGAGCUGUGUGGCCACAACUUCCAGUCCCUGCGCGCCCUGUCAGCCCACCGCCGGACUCACGCCUGCGAAAGACCCUAUCACUGCGGAGUGUGCGGGCAGGCCUUCGCUCAGAGCGGCCAGCUGGCCCGUCACAUAAGGAGCCAUCACAGGGAGGCUGGAGGUGGAGGAAGUGGAUAUGAGUCGGUGGAGAUGGUCGUGAUGGAGGAGGAUGUAGGGAGGCAGGGGAUGAGAGGGAGGUUUCAAAUGCAGCCAGCUGGAAACAUGGGAAAGGGAAUGGUUGGUGCAGACGUGAGGGCCCAGGGACCGUCUGAACUGGACCUGACCCUGCCCAAACACCCCUCCAUAGAUUCAGGCCUGAUGCUGCUGACCUCGCAGGUUAGGCCGCCAGACAGGGAGCUGCUGAGGCUGUACCAGCGCCAGAGAGAGGUGGGAGAGGGAGGGGAGGAGGAGGCAGAGGGGCGGGGGGAGCCCCAGCACAGCUCACCCUGCGCCAGCCCCUCCGAAGGCUCACUGGAGAGCGGAGAGACAGGGGGCAGCGGUGAGAGCGGUAUCGCUAGCGGCAACUGCACACCCAAACGUCCAGAGAUGGGCGACAGAGUGCGAGGAGUUGGAGAGUGGGAGAAUGAAAGAGGGGAGAUCAUUGAGAGGGAGAAAGAGUGGAGCUCAUCCAAAUUCAGCGAGGCUGUGCAGGAGUGGCAGAGGGAGAAUGAGCGGAGGAGUGUAGCAGGAGGUGUUAGCAGUGGAGGAAACAAUAACAAUACUACUGCCGGUUCAGCUGGAAAGAAGAAGAAAGACGAGGCCUGCGAGUAUUGUGGUAAACAGUUCAGAAACAGCAGUAACCUGACUGUGCAUCGUCGCAGCCACACAGGGGAACGGCCCUACCGCUGCGGCCUCUGCAACUACGCCUGCGCUCAGAGCUCAAAGUUAACGCGCCACAUGAAGACCCACGGGGCCCAGGGGGCUAAGGCUUCCUUUCUGUGCCAGCUGUGCGCGGUACCCUUCACUGUCUACGCCACUCUGGAGAAACACCUGAAGAAAGUUCACGGCCUGAGCCAUGCCAGCGUAGGAGCAUACGCACAGGCCAGCGCUGCAGACACUUUAGCUGCGAUAAAAGCUGAAGAAGAAGCAGUGGUGGUGAAGAUGGAGGAGGAUGAAGCCAGUUUGGAUCAGAUGCAAAUGGAGAGCAAAAUGGAGAGUAAUGUGGGGAAGAGCGUGGAGGUGGAGGAGGGCCAGAGCCAGAGCCAGGCAGAAUAUGUGGAGAACAGAGGUAGUCAAGCCAUAGUGGGCAAUGUCCCACCUGAGAGCAGUGCAGACGUGAGCUCAGCUUUGACUUCUGCACCAUGAGAGCUGGUGUCAUUCACUGAUUGACAUUAAAAUAGCACUGUAUAGGAUUUAACUCACCCUUAAAAUAAAAAGAAGUUGUCCCAUCCUUGAACUGACAUUCGAGUUAAAAAAGGAAUCUAGCGAAGAAGAAGAAGAAGGAGCCACGGUGCUGUAGAAAGCGGCGGGCAGUCCCGACCUCUCUGCCAGCAAUGAGGCACAAAGCAGCCACGUUGUUCACAACUGUAUGCAAAGCUGCUGGCUGAAACUAGGUGCCUACAGUUCUUUAGACCACAGAGCAAAACAAGGCCAUGACAUUCAACAGGGAGAUUACCAGAGUUCUUGAACAGGAAGUGAACUGUCACAGUCCACACCGACACAGGAAACUGAUCACCAUGUUGCAGUGCAGGAUGCAAAAGACGAGUGAUUUAUCUCUCUGGUGACCCACUGGACAGGUGGUGACGGAUAUUAACUGUCAGAUAAUACAGAGAACGGAUUAUAUUGAAUAAAAAAGCCCAGCAAUAGAACGAUCUUAAUAUAUUUCCAGCAUCAACAGAUGAAGAGAGGUGAUAUUGUGCUACCUAGCUGUUUUCUUUUGAGAAGACCUUUUAAAGACUAAAGAUGUGUUGAACAGACACAGGGUUGAAAUUAAUCCAAACACUGUCUGCCUGCAGUUUCUCAGACUCCUCUCUUUAAAGGCGCUUGGUUGUCACAACACUUGUCACUUAACAUAAUGUUUACAGGGCUCAAAGGGCCUAGCAAGGUUGUGCUCUGACUUUGUGACAGUAUGUAUGGAUGAUUUUCUGGGUUUGUUUUUUUCUAAUUUUUAUAAAUGUGAAUGCAGAGACUUUAAAGUCUCACUU